Leptosomus discolor (cuckoo roller) is the source of this 1934-nucleotide messenger RNA. The record is from RefSeq and is a predicted model, not a curated record. Lineage: Eukaryota; Metazoa; Chordata; Aves; Leptosomiformes; Leptosomidae.
CUGCUGCCGCUGCUCCAGCUGCGUGUGUGUGUGUGUAAACAGGAUGGUGUAUCUGUAGCUGCCACGCGCAAACACACAUUUGACCAUGAGGACUCUUCGCAGGUUGAAGUUCAUGAGUUCGCCCAGCCUCAGUGAUCUGGGCAAGAGAGAGCAGGCAGCCUUGGAUGAGCGGGGGACCCAGCAGCGACGGGCCUGCUCCAACGCUACCUGGAACAGUAUCCACAAUGGAGUAAUAGCAGUGUUCCAGCGUAAGGGUCUCCCAGACCAUGAACUUUACAACCUCAACGAAGGAGUCAGGCAAUUAUUGAAAACAGAACUGGGAUCCUUUUUCACUGAAUAUCUACAGAAUCAGCUGCUCACAAAAGGCAUGGUGAUCCUAAGGGACAAGAUCCGGUUUUAUGAAGGGCAGAAACUACUGGAUACCUUAGCCGAAACCUGGGAUUUUUUCUUCAGUGAUGUCCUGCCCAUGCUUCAGGCUAUUUUCUAUCCUGUGCAGGGGAAGGAGCCCUCGGUUCGGCAGCUGGCUCUUCUGCACUUUAGGAAUAUAAUUACCCUCAACAUUAAAUUGGAAGAUGCAUUGUCGCGUUCCAGAGCCAGAGUUCCACCUUCUAUUAUUCAGAUGCUGUUAAUACUCCAGGGGGUUCACGAGUCGAAAGGUGUGACUGAAGAUUAUUUGAAACUGGAGUCCCUGAUCCAGAAAGUCGUUUCUCCUUACUUGGGCACAUAUGGUCUGUAUUCCAGUGACGGACCCUUCACGCACUCUUCCUGUAUCUUGGAGAAGCGGUUCUUCAGGCGUUCAAAAUCGGGUGACAUCCUCGCCAAGAACCCUGUGGUGCGAUCAAAAAGCUACAACAAUCCACUGCUGACGCCAGUGGCCGAGUAUGAAACCGAGGGCAUGGCUGCCAAUGGAACAGGCAUCCGAAGGCACUCCGUUUCAGAAAUGACCUCCUGCCUGGAGCUCCAGGGGUACUCCAACCUCACCACCAUCAUGGACAACGGUUCCAAGAGCUCCAUGACAACCACGAAAAGCUCGCUGUCAGGAGACCAGGAGAGGCCAAGCACCGGCUCAGUGCAAUGCUCGAGCAAACUCAGCACAGUUGAGCAACAGAAAGGACUCUUCCACUCGAUGGACGACCCUCAUAGGUCUUUUGAGCUGGACAGGGACCCUUCCUUGAUUCCAGUUCCCUCUUCCAGCCCUGAGAACAUAGUGGAUCAGAUUUUGGAGUCGAUCGACUCUGAUUCUGAAGGCAUUUUUAUUGAUUUUGGCCGAGGCUGUUCCAAUUCAUCAGCGUACAACGUGGACGUGAACAGACAGAGCAUCAUGUGAAGGACAUUGGGAGACAAACCUUGGAUUUUAAUAUUAUAUGUGAAAGUUACUAAUGCAUUGAGUCAGAUUUACGGGCAAGCUAUAUAUGUCUAGGGCAGAACCUCUGCUGUAGGUCAUCACAGCUGUACUGAAGUACACGAACACAAGUUUGCAGUAGGUAGGAAUCUGCUGCAAAGGGGAAGAAACUCCAGCCACUUCUCCCUGUCCCUGUCACUCUGCAGCCAGAUUUCCUGUUGUCCUUAUAAACUUAGGGGUUCACAAGCUGACAGGUGUCUGGCAGAAUGCUGUUAGUGCAGCUGGCACUGUUCCUUCAGUAAAACAGCCUGGCAAACAGCUGCGUUCACUUUUAAUUUUCUCAAGAGAUUUCCUGUAGACAGCAGGUUGUUCUCUGAACUGUAACACCUCAGCCAGAGUGAGAACGUAUCCUUUUUUUUUUUUAAAAAAAAAAAAAGACCAAAAAACCCCAAAAGCUGUGGGCCUUUGGGCCACAGAAUACAGUGAUAAAGAAGUCUUUUAAUCUUUUUCUUGUACAUCUUGUAUGCACUUCUUUGCCUAAUGGUGAGUUAGAGUUCUUGAGGAAAGGCAAAUAAAACAGAAGUGUGCUACC